AUGGAAAAUGCUAGACCCAUAUCAUCUCCUAUGUCUACUUCCGAUAAAUUAACGGAAGAUCCUAAAAGGAUUCCUGUCGACACUAAGAAAUAUCGGGGAAUGAUUGGAAGUUUAUUGUAUAUUACUGCUAGUAGACCCGAUAUUCAAUAUAGUGUUUGUAAGUGUGCUAGAUUUCAAGUUGCACCAAAGGAAUCUCAUUUAUCUGCUGUUAAAAGAAUUUUACGAUACUUAAAAGGCACUGUUGAUCUAGGCCUUUGGUAUCCAAAAGGAGUACCUUUUGAUCUAGUAUGUUUUUCUGAUUCGGAUUAUGCCGGACACUUGGUUGAUAGAAAAAGUACUAGUGGUACGUGUCAAUUUCUUGGUGGAUGUUUAGUUUCGUGGUUUUCAAAGAAACAAAAUUCCGUAUCUAUUUCUACCACUGAAGCUGAAUAUAUUGCCGCCGCAAAAUGUUGUGCACAAGUAUUAUGGAUGAAGCAAACAUUAGCGGAUUACAAUGUUAAAUUUGAUGUUAUAUCUAUAUUAUGCGAUAACACGAGUGCAAUUGAUUUAAGUAAAAAUCCCGUGUUACAUUCAAGAUCUAAGCAUAUAGAUAUAAGACAUCACUUCUUACGUGAUCAUGUCAAUAAAGGCGACAUAAAAAUGACUCAUAUUGAAACUGAGUAUAAUAUCGCAGACAUUCACAAAGCCUUUAGGUUCCGAAAGAUUCGCUAA
Molecule: messenger RNA, 711 nt
Organism: Daucus carota subsp. sativus
Lineage: Eukaryota; Viridiplantae; Streptophyta; Magnoliopsida; Apiales; Apiaceae
Product: secreted RxLR effector protein 161-like
Exons: 1
Coding region: 1-711 (236 amino acids)
Source: RefSeq, a predicted model, not a curated record